Diorhabda carinulata is the source of this 3045-nucleotide messenger RNA. RefSeq names its product 1-acyl-sn-glycerol-3-phosphate acyltransferase alpha-like. Bases 786 to 1565 code for a protein of 259 amino acids. Lineage: Eukaryota; Metazoa; Arthropoda; Insecta; Coleoptera; Chrysomelidae. Gene Ontology annotation, molecular function: 1-acylglycerol-3-phosphate O-acyltransferase activity. Gene Ontology annotation, cellular component: endoplasmic reticulum; membrane. Gene Ontology annotation, biological process: phosphatidic acid biosynthetic process. The record is from RefSeq and is a predicted model, not a curated record. The transcript is spliced from 6 exons.
CUUUCAAAAUGCAUCAAAAGUAUAAAUUUUGUAUAAUAAUAAUCAGGGGUUUUUAAUAUAUGCAAUAUUCUUUAAACACCCUAAAAGAAGAUUAAUCUAGCUCAAAAACUACUUAUUUAUAAUUAUAAAUUGACAACAUUAAUUUAUAUCAAUAUACAUAAGGAUUGGCCUAAAAUUUUAAUUGAUAUUAUUCACAAACCAAUCUGGUAUUACUGGUUGUCUAUUAUUAGGUUUAAAUAUAGCCGUAUUACAUUCUUGUUCGUCUUAUUACAUUUUAAAAGGAUAUUUGAGUUUGCGCUGUUGUUAUCUGUCAUUAAUAUAACAUUUUAUCACUUUGAUAAUUAUUGUAACUUGAUAUAAUUAUUAUAUUUAAAUCAUUUAUAAUAUUUAUAAAGACAUUAUUGUUUUUUUAACGCAUCAACUUGUAACUAGGAAUAUAGGGUAGGCGGGAUUAUAAUCUCUCAUCAUAACAUGGCCGCAUCUUACGACGGUAACCAUGGUAACUCCCCACGUUGUUCUAAUGCCGAUAAAGUAGAAAUUCUUCUGAUACAAUACAUUGUAGUCUUAAUACAUCGGUUAAUUUGUAAACAUGUUUACCAAACGAUAUUUAUCAGGUGUAAUUAGAGACUAUAACAAAAAUUGAUACUGUUCUAAGUAAUUUUUGGAUGACUUAGUAUUGUUACACAAAUGUUUGUCGCCGGUUAUAUAAAUAGAUCUAAAUAUUACUAUCGCACUUCGAUAGUGAAGUUUGUUGAGAGACAUUCGAUGUUAAUUUAAACGAAAUAAUGUGGUUGUAUUUACUGUUUAUAUCGAUAGUCCUGUUGCCAGUUAUUUGGAAAUCAAGUUCUUUAGGUAAAAAAUGGAUAAAAUUUUCGAUAUAUAUAGCGUUUUCUUUCGCCGUUACACUUUUAAUACCGAUUUGGUUAUUUAGGCCGAAAGACUACAGAAAUGCAUUACUUCCCUCGGCUGGUUUUCGAGGUUUAUGCAAAAUAUUAGGUCUAAAAUACAGUAUAGAAGGUCAAGAACAUAUUGUUAGAAAUAGCGGCAGCGUUGUUUUGAUAAAUCAUCAAAGUAUAUUAGAUCUAAUAGUUCUGUCGUGCCUAUGGCCAAUUUUACCGAAAUGCACGGUUAUUUCAAAAAAAGAGAUACUUUAUUAUGUUCCUAUUGGAUUGUCUUUUUGGUUGUGUGGAACUAUUUUUAUUGACAGAUCUAAAUCGUCGAAUGCUCAAAAUGCCGUUAACAAAACCGGCGAAAUUAUUAGAAAAACAAAGUCUAGAGUAUUAAUAUUUCCUGAAGGGACAAGAAAUGAUGGUCCCAAACUACUGCCGUUUAAAAAAGGCGCUUUCCAUCUGGCAGUAGCUUCCAAAUGUCCCAUACAACCUGUAGCGGUAUCCAGAUUUACAUUUUUGGGACCAAAUAAAUUUGAAGAAGGGGAAAUUAAAAUUAGAAUCUUGCCUGCCAUACCGACAAAUAAUUGUACAAUAGAAGAUAUUCCCAGGCUUAUUGAAGAGACUUACAAGACUAUGUCGGAUAAUGUAGAUCAGCUUUCAACUACACCUAAUUAAUAUUUAAUAUUUUUUAUAAUUGUAAAUAAAUUAUUUUUUACAAAUUUUUGUUUUUAUUGUCACCUUUUAUAUCCCAAAAUGAAAGUACGAACCAAUAGACCUAUCCGUUCGUGUUUUUUUUUAAUCUCAAACAGUUCUGAUUAGUUUAUGUUUAAUGCUCUAUUCAUAGCUUUGUUUCGAUGAUCAGUUUAGAACCGAUCAAAAGUGUACUUUCAUUGUAGUUCAAGGUUAGUUCAGUUUUAAAUCGCCAGGUACAGUUCAGGGGUCACAACGAUUUCAUUAAUUAUUAAUUACAAAUCAGUAAUAAUAUUUCUGAUUCGAAUGAAUAUAACAAAGCUAUUAUUUUGAAUAUAAAUAAACAUUAUAUUAAUGAUCAAUUCAGUGUGAUUGUAGAUCAAUAUCCAAUUGUAACAAUUAGAUCUAUGAUCUAGAAUUGACACGUGAGCAUAGAACUAAUAAAAAAAAUUUAGAAUCAGAAAAUCGUUCGGUAGGUAUUGAAAAAGGUGAACGUUAUUUUACGUUUUUCAAAUUACUACGUUAUUCUCUAGAAGCUUUUUCAGAAACUAUGAUCCAAUUCAAAUAUUUUUCCAUUAAAAAUUCAUCUCCUUGGAUCGAGUUGAUUUGAUGUUAGGAAAGUGAUCCUGAUCAUUUUCAUUGGAGUCAUGAAACUGAACGAAGUAGUAUACUACAAUGACAAAUGACAGCUAAAGGUUUGUUUAUAUUUUUUCAAUUUACCGACUAUUAACCCCAGAUAUGUAUUAAUGUUUAUACGCAGUGUAAUUAAUAGGAUUCUAAGGUUUGUUAUUUUUGUAUUUAUUAUUAUUAUAGUUUAUAAGUUUAGUUUUGAAUUUAAAAUUUUCACCAAAAACAAAAUAAAAGUCGAGUUGUAGGUUACAAUUUGCUUUACAAUUUAUAUCCCCUAGUUGACAACGUUGCUGAAUCAAACUAAACUUUAUUUCUUAUUUAUAUAUAGUCAUUAUUUAAAAUAAUUCCGGUUUAUUCAAUUGAUACAUCUUAAACGCUCUUUCAUUGGAAAUUACAUGUGCCCAAGGAUGAAAUAAUGCAAAAAUAAAAAACGUAACGAAAUUAAAUUAAAAUUUAUUUUAAAAUAAAUAAACAAAAUUAAAUCUUCUACAAUUAGUUAAAACACAACAUGAGAAUAAAAAUUUAACAAUAAAAAAAAAUUGUUUUUCAAAUAUUGAACACUCAGCUAGUUUUUAAAUUGUUUUUCACGUUAUUUUUUGAGGAAAUUUCAUUGACAUUUUCUGAUAUCAUUUUAUAAGUUUUAUCUAUCAAUUUUGGUAUAUCAUCAGACGUACAACCUUCUGUAGAAACAGCUGGAAGAAUUCUUAUUGUUAUGUGCCCUGAAAAUUGUUAAAAAACCAUCAAUCAACACCCCUAGGACCUCUUCACGUUAUAAACAAUGAGUUAACCUCAAUUUAAAGUUGAUACAUUAAUAAAAUCACGAAACGUUUACAAA